This is a messenger RNA of Perca flavescens (yellow perch), 1068 nucleotides long. RefSeq lists its product as uncharacterized. The record is from RefSeq and is a predicted model, not a curated record. The transcript has 5 exons. Lineage: Eukaryota; Metazoa; Chordata; Actinopteri; Perciformes; Percidae. Bases 305 to 835 code for a protein of 176 amino acids.
UAAGUGGAAAUAAGUGAAUGUGUAUCACUUCCCCAACAGCUUUUGGUCUUUCUUCUGUGUGUGUGUGUGUGUGUGUGUGUGUGUGUAGUUUCAGGGUGUCAAGAAGCGUGAUUGUACUGCUUACUUCAUCUCCUCAACACCUCCGUGCCGUUCACUGCCGGAAAAAUGAGGAAGCUGAUCUUGGUGGCUUUGAUCAUUCAACGGGUGAUCACAGUCGACAUAAAUGGAUUCCAGUUUGGAGAUAUAAUUUCUUUCAAACCCAGUUGUAAGACGGUUUUGGGGAAAAGCAUUUUCUACCAGCACUAUGCUGUCUAUGUGGGCGACAGACCACUCCCUGGUAAAAAAAGAAGGGCAGAACAUAUUUGAACGCAUAAACAAAAAGCCUUCCUGUGUUUUCUCUAAACUGGACAUGACUGAGGAGCCUGAGGUGUUCAAUUACCUCGAUGGAUUCACGGACAAGAAAGGAAAGGAGUACAAGGCAGGAACUGAGGCAGAAAUGACCGCGCGCAUCAACAAACGAAAAGCCAACUGUUGGCCGUAUAAUUUCUUGGCCAACAACUGUGAACACCUUGCUACCUAUGUGCGUUACGGAGUGAGAUUUGCACUGCAGUACAACAUGACUGGUGAAAAACACUGCAUUAACAACCCAUUCAGAAUCCGUGCAAAAGAUGUGGUAAAGUUCUUAAGGGAAAAGGAAGGGUGGCACCACAAAAAAGAUCUGCUGACGUAUGUAUGGGAAAAUGAAGAGUGGCUCAACAAUGGCGCCGGCUUACAAGUAUUCCCUCAGUUAACCCUCUCAGUGUGUCUUGCUCUCUUCUGCAUUUUCCUUAUGUGAUAAUCAGGGGCCAUUACAGGAAGUGGGGCGAUACAUUCCUUAAUGUAGAACAGGGUCUAACAGCACAGGAGCAUCUGCAGUUUCUACUUUGAUACAGAGAAUGUCAAGACAGGAUGUUCUCAUAUAUUCUCACACCUCAAGCUUUUUUUUUUGCUCUAUUAGAGGAAAAUAGGGGAGGGUCAUGUCUUUUUAUUCUUUGUUGAGGGGAGGGUCAUCCAAAAAGAUUUUGUCCA